Molecule: messenger RNA, 342 nt
Organism: Auanema sp. JU1783
Lineage: Eukaryota; Metazoa; Nematoda; Chromadorea; Rhabditida; Rhabditidae
Source: the annotation of a GenBank genome assembly
AUGAUUGAGACUCGCUAUCACCAAUGUAGUGCAAAACGGCAAGCCGAAACUUAUGGUGAAUAUCAGGGAAAGCCAAGCAGAAUUGGUAAAGAAUGUUUCUCGCUGUGGGAUCUUCCGCGUUGUAUAGAUUUGACUGAUAAGGCAAUUGAAAACGAGAAAAACCUUUUUAAAAGGCAUUCUAUUACUUUCGAAGAACACCGUGAUUAUGAUCAAUACUUGACUAAGAUCAAGUACAAUGUUCAAUACUUCACAAUUCAUUUCCAUAAGUUAGAGUUCAAAGGAACAUUAUUUGCUCGUUGUCUCAGUGUGAUUGAUCCUAAUCAACUUCCGUUCCGUUUAUAA